This is a messenger RNA of Cuscuta campestris, 1161 nucleotides long. NCBI's taxonomy places the organism in Eukaryota, Viridiplantae, Streptophyta, Magnoliopsida, Solanales, Convolvulaceae. The record is from the annotation of a GenBank genome assembly.
ACCGAAUAGUUUUUGGUUUGGUCUUCGGUCAUCAAUUUGGUUCACUACCCAUUUCACCCGGUUUUUGACCUAAAAAACCAUCCACACCCAAAGCCACCCGUUUGCGUCCCUCGCCCGCUGCUAUGUGCACAUUGUAUUUCUGAUUUCCUGCGAGUAUAUAACACGGACUACGAAAGACGGCGAAUCACUGAUCGGAAAUGGCGCUUCGAAACCUAAUGACUCGAAAAUCCCUUACCGGAGCUGCGACGGCGUUCCGGCAGCAGCUACGCGGCCUGCAGACCUUCACGCUUCCGGAUCUUCCCUACGAUUACGGCGCCCUUGAGCCGGCGAUCAGCGGAGAGAUAAUGCAGCUCCAUCACCAGAAGCACCACCAGGCCUACGUCACCAACUACAACAAGGCUCUGGAGCAGCUCGACGACGCCAUCAACAAGGGAGAUGUUUCCACCGCCGUCAAAUUGCAGGCCGCCAUCAAAUUCAACGGCGGAGGCCAUGUGAACCACUCCAUUUUCUGGAAGAACCUUGCCCCUGUUCUUGAAGGGGGUGGUGAGCUUCCAAGGUCAUCUUUGGGAUGGGCCAUUGACACUAAUUUUGGCUCCCUGGAUGCUCUGAUCCACAAAAUGUCUGCAGAAGGUGCUGCUUUACAAGGUUCUGGCUGGGUGUGGCUGGGUCUGGACAGUGAACUGAAGCACCUUGUGGUUGAAACCACACCAAAUCAGGAUCCUUUGGUUACUAAAGGAACAAACUUGAUUCCCUUGCUGGGCAUAGAUGUCUGGGAACAUGCAUACUACUUGCAGUACAAGAAUGUGAGACCAGAUUACUUGAAGAACAUAUGGAAGGUCAUGAACUGGAAGUAUGCAAGCGAAGUUUAUGAAAAUGAGUGCCCUUCUCCAUUUGGGUCAGGCAGAACUUGAUCAGAUGAUGAUGACUCAAGGUGCAAAGCUUUAAUGAGUUUAAUGUUCAAACAGAAAAUAAGGCAAAUUGUUCCCCAAGACUUGUCGACCUAGAUGGCUUUGUUCCGUGUAUUGCGGGUUUACUCAUAAACACAAUUGUUGUUUGGGGAUUAUUGCCCGUUGUGUACUGUGAACCGUUUGGUAAGAGUUAUUUGACUGAAUAUGUUGAAUCUGCCGAGAAGUAAAUUAUACAGAAUGCUAUUCAACACAA